Bolinopsis microptera is the source of this 4651-nucleotide messenger RNA. RefSeq names its product rho guanine nucleotide exchange factor 11-like. The coding region runs from base 39 to 3443 and encodes 1134 amino acids. Gene Ontology annotation, molecular function: guanyl-nucleotide exchange factor activity; G protein-coupled receptor binding. Gene Ontology annotation, biological process: G protein-coupled receptor signaling pathway. The record is from RefSeq and is a predicted model, not a curated record. Gene Ontology annotation, cellular component: cytoplasm. The transcript is spliced from 32 exons. Lineage: Eukaryota; Metazoa; Ctenophora; Tentaculata; Lobata; Bolinopsidae.
UUUCAACACUACUAUAUAACAAAUAAUUUGAGGCAAGGAUGACGAAUGUAUAUGACAUGUCACCCGACGCCUCCGAUGACGAGGAUUUCCAGACCUUGGCUAUAGAAGAGUUUGAACCCUUCAAAGACCUGCAAACUCUGUUGAACCGUCCCGCCCAUCUCAGCAUCUUCCUUAACUAUGCUAUCGGAGAGAACAGACCUAACAAUUUAUUGUUCAUACUGUGCGUCCAUCACUACCAACGACAAGAGAAGUACAAGGAUAUAAGGAGGGCUGCUAGUGGAAUAUUUGAAGACUUUCUAAAUCCCAGCGCAGUACUACGUGUAUCGUUCCCCCCUGAGAUUCUCACGGAAAUAAGUUUGGGACUUCACAGGGAGAAGGACCCUUUAAAGCUGCAGAACAUCUACAAUAAAGCUCUGCAACUAGCAACGAAGCAGGUCAAUGUGAUGAUAAACGAGUUUAAGAAUAGGCUGGACAUGGGCCUGGGGAAUGCGUACAAUGUGCAGGCUCUUAGUGGAUUGGAUACGUUUGAGGAUGAAAAGCGAGUCGCAAAACAAAUUCUCAUCGAUAAAUUUGAGGAAUUGAUGAGCGAACUGAAUGGAAUCUGGGCUGAUCAGUUGAAGAGGAAGGAUACAAAUGAUUUGCACGAAGAGAAGAAUAAAGCACUGAUAGCAGCGGUACAGUACGUUUUAGAAGAUAUUGGAGUUCUUCACGGUUCCUCAAACAUUGCUCGAAGUUUCUCUAUGAACAAGCGUGAUGUAGAUAAAAUAGCUAAGAAGUUGCACAGCCUGAGAAACAAGGAAACAAGCAAGCCAGUCACUAGAGGUGCUCACUCCCUUAAAGGCCUCCCCUCGCUCAGCAACCCUCUCGGACACAAACAACGAGAUCCCCUGUCACCGGGACUAGAAAGUGACGGGUCGCGUGACAACCUCUCACCCAGUGGGUACAGUGACAGUACCAGUAACUCUACCUCCCACGAACACGUGGACCAACUAGAGACUCAACAUAAUAACAACAGAUUUAUCAUAUUCAGAUUGCCGACAGAUACCCCUGUAAAGCGCUGGAAGAGUCUACCCAAGGAUCAUUCCGUUGUUCCUAAAAGACCAACCGAGGGAAUUAACCGUCCUAAAUCCGCCGCUGAGGAAUCGGAAAUGUUCAAGUGCAUGUCAUUGGACGGCAAGCAAGUGUUUGCAAUGAAAACAAUCCGCCAUGAUAUUUUAAAGCGGCCUUCCUCUGAAGAUAUGUCAAGCAACAGUUCGGACGGUUCGAACAGAUCACCAUUCCUGGAUCCGAACAGUGUUAACCGGCGGGAGAGUAGGAAUGUUAACCUCAUUGAGUUUGAGCAUGAUCCAGAUCUGGACAUUCCUGAUGAUAUGGUUCUGUGGUCUCAGACUCAUUCCCAGCUGAUAAAGACGAGAAAUAUGUCAAAGAAGCAGAUUCAGAGACAAGAUGUUAUUCACGAAUUUGUACACACAGAACAACAUUACGUCAGAAAACUUAAAGUGCUCAACGUUGUUUACUACAACCCUUUACAACAGCACGACAUCAUAGAGAAAGUGCAGAUAUUGUGGCUGUUCCCCAACCUAGAUGAGCUCAUCAACAUACACAAGGAGUUCUGUAAUAAGCUGCUGGAGAGGCAGAGGAGUCAGAACCCGGUGAUGGAAGUUACUGAUAUUAUUAAAGCUCAUCUCAGCCGGUACGACCUAAAAGAAGCGUGUGCCAAGUUCUGCAACCACCAGAAAUCAGCUCUAGCCAUGUUCAAGAACAUAUACCAGAACAGUGCAGACCUGAAGAACUUUUGUUACCAGGCUGAGAUGCAUUCUGUGACGAAACGGUUGGAUCUGGAUCAACUUAUAGGGUCUGUGCUGCAUAGGAUAACCAAGUAUCCGCUACUAUUGGGCGAGCUCAAGAAGUGCACUAAAGACGAGAAUAAUCCAGAUUUCGCAAAGUUAAGCGAGAAUAUAAAACUUGCCAAGGAUCUGGCGUGUUUCGUAAACCUGAGGAUCAGGGAGACCGAGAACGCUAACAGACUGGAGAGACUGCAGAAGAGCAUUGAUAAUCAGAUCCCUGAGGAGAUGAAGGGAAUGGGCCAUUUACAUAAUAUGAGAAUAAAUGCGCCUCAUCGGAAGCUGAUGUUUGAUGGAACAUUAACUUUAAUGAUUGACAAAGAUCACUCCCUAGAAGUUCUAGGUCUGCUAAUGACAGACUGUCUAGUCCUCCUGCUAAAACAGGAUGCGCGCUAUCUCCUCAAACCACUCAGUCACGACCUCUCCCCCAACCCUCCUAAAGCCCCCGUAAUCAUGUUGCAGGACAUGCAUCUCUCAGCCAUUGAUAAGAGAGAGAAACGCUUUAUUAUUGCUAAUAAAAACCCCAAAACUCCGGACUUGUAUGAACUACGAUGCUCAAACAAGGACCAGAAGGAGACAUGGAACACAAGUAUUAAAGUUGCUAAAGAACAGUUCAGUACUGGCAAACUUAAACACUUGUCCGAUCAGGUGUUCCCACAGCAGCAACAUCAUCCCAAACUACCCUCACUUGGGUCCAUGUCUAAAACGGAUUCUGAGCAUGAAGAAAGUUCGGGUGAAUCAGAAGAAGAGUCGGAUGAGAGUGAAACAGAAAGUGAAGGUGAAAGUGAAAGUGAGGAUAACACCAAAAUAGAUACUACUCUUGAUGAUCCAGAGCCAGCGACACCGACCGUUAUAUCUCCUUUAACAAGAGCAGAGAGUGAAACGUCACGUGACAUGACACCACAACCACCUACUAGAUCAAACACUGCUCCUUCAAGACAGUACACUGCUCCUGAAAGGCAGUCAGCUGCUCCUUCAUCAAGACAGCCGACUCUUCCUUCAAGACAAACUGCUCCUCCUCCGUCAAGACCUGUAAAUACUCCUCCCAGGCAGAUAAAUGCUCCUUCAUCAAGGCAAAAUACUGCUCCUCCAGCAAGACAAACAGCUGCUGCUCCCCCAGUAAGACAAACUGCUGCUGCUCCUUCAUCAAGACAAACAGCUGCUCCUUUAUCAAGACAAUCAAAUAUUCCUUCAAGGCAGGCGAACGUUUCUGCCAGACAGUUUCAAUAUCAAACUGACAGAACUAACAUGGCUAGUGCUACAAACAACAGCACAGAGGAAGAAAGAGUGGACAACCCAAAGGUGGACAACCUCACCGAGCAAACCAGCCAGGAUCUAAUCUUACGUGCGAUGAACGAGACACGGAACAUUGAGAGACUAGCCUUGUCUAUUGGCAAGGACCGAGCCGAGGAUCCUGAGCUGAAGAUGAAGGUACAAAGGUCGGCAGCAAUGCUCAACAAAAGCCUAAAACAACUGAUGACUACCGCUAUUGCGGACAGUCAAACUCUCAUUAAUUUGGAAGCCCACAAAUCACAGUCAGAGGCACGAAUCUCCAUGUUGGAGAGCCUGUUGGACGAACACGGCAUCGCUUAUGGUUAAUUAAUUAAUUAAUUAAUUAAUCGAUUGAUUGGUUAAUUGUUUAAUUGCCCAAUUGAUUAAUUAAUUAAUUGAUUAUGGUUAAAAGCCUACAGGAUUCCGAAAGCUUCAGGUCCAAUUAUAAAACUGACAAUUUCAUUUAUUCAGAUAUCUUCGUAGUGCCGUUUAUGUAUUUUAAAUUUACUCGGAAUUUUUGACCAAGUAUUAUAACCACACUUGAAGGGUUGUUGUAUUGCGGAACGGAUGUUCUUUUUUGGGAUUAAGUCUCAAAUUUUUCAAUCAUUAACCGCAGAACGUGUUUUGGGUCAGAUCUUAUUAAUCUUUUUAGAAUCUUUUAAAUGUCAUGUGACACGUGAGUGUAUCUUGUUCAUCAACUGAUUAGUUGGUUAAUUAGUUAAUUGGUUAAUUAGUUAGUUGGUUAAUUAGUUAAUUGGUUGCUCGUUAACUUGGUUGACUGGCCAGUUAAUAACUUUAUAACCUUGUAACUGACAUGGAAUUUAAACCCGUAAUAAAGUACGGCUGCAGUUGAUCUUUUUGUGUUUUUAAGAUUUAGUUUUUUGUUGUUUUAGGAAAAUAUUAAAUUAUGAUUUCUGCCGAAAAUGUAUCAGUUAUGUAGCUUAUACUUGGCAUGUAUUAUACUCGGAAUUUGUUAAAACAGUGAUCAAAAAUUAGCAGAACUAAAGAUUCAAUGUUUUGGGAUAUAUUUCAAAACGAUGGACAACAUUUUUUUCAUUUGAAGACCCCAAACAUUUUAUUACCUUGUCGGUUGUCAUGAAUUUACAUCUGGACAAUUUUGUACACAGUAAAUUUAUUUUUAAUAAUUGUAAGUUUAUCAUCUCUGUAAAUAAUCUUUUGGAUCAGGAUGGUAUGGAAUAGCUUGACGUCUGUACUUUUUUGAAUUUCGCACAGUGAUUCCUAUAGAAUCCCAUAGAAUCCUAUAAAAUGUUAUAAAAUCCUGUAAAAUAACACCGAUAGUUUCCGCAGUGAAACUUUGUGCAGAGAGCUUGAUACUGAUUACAAAGGUCAAUUAUAAAAGCAUGACUGGAGUUGAGAUUUUUUAUUUUGAUUAUUAAUCUUUACUUGGGAUGAAAAGAAAUUCAUUUGAGUUAAUCGUAGGUGGUUUGAUUUGAUAUUAAUUUAGCAGAUUUAAUGUUUAAUUUUAAUUGCACUGUAUAGAUUUCUUCUAACAAUUAAGAUUGAACACAAUUAUA